Messenger RNA from Acytostelium subglobosum LB1, 3000 nucleotides. RefSeq lists its product as hypothetical. Bases 1 to 3000 code for a protein of 999 amino acids. Lineage: Eukaryota; Evosea; Eumycetozoa; Acytosteliales; Acytosteliaceae. The record is from RefSeq and is a predicted model, not a curated record. The transcript has 3 exons.
AUGAGCACCACUGUUUCCACCACAGCCUCUACUACCUCCUCUCCAACAUCCUCCCCACCAAAUAGUCCGACACUACCACCUUUACCAAGUGUCCCAAAGUAUCAAUUUGCUCUCUUGACCUUCAUUGAUACGAACAAAAAUGGUGUGAACGACCCCGGAGAGCCACGAUUGGGAGGUCUUAAUGGUGCAUUGUAUAGAAAGGCAGAGUUCCUCCCACUCAAAAAGAGAUCGAUAACCAAUGGUAUUUCAAAGGCUGUAGUUGCUGGACCCUUUGAGUCUUUCAUCUUCGAUGCUACCAAGACCUACUUGUCUCCACUUUUGCUCGAGGGCGAGUACUGUGUACUUCUGAAGGACCCAAUGAACAACUUUAAGAUCGGACCCAAGGGUACAUCUUCCCAAUUUGAGGAGGAUGGUCACUUAUGCUUCAUGCUCAACGAUACGACCACCAACGAUAAGUUCCAGUUGUCGAUUCAUGGAGGCUGCAUACCUGUGGACGAGGCCCACCCUGUUACCUUCACCAUCCACGGCUACUCUUGGAUCGACACCGACUCAAAUGGCGAGAACAACCCUGGAGAGCAAUUAUUGGGUGGCAUGGAAGUAGAGUUGACUGACAUAUUCGGAAAAGUGGUGGGAACGGCCUCCACAGAUGAAACAAAGAUGCUUGAGGGCUUCCUAUUCCCCUCUCUAACACCCAACGGCUACUGUCUCAAGAUCACCGAUCCCAAGGGCGUAUACUCCACAAGCCCCUUAGGCAAAUCACACAAAUUCAACUCCACCGACCAGUACUGUUUCUCAUUGGACGCCACCACUGUUGAUGCCUUCGGAAAGUUGCUGGUUCCAAUUGGUAAGACAAACAACGCUCCAUCAUCAACAUCCAGCAUUGCAUCAACGACUGUUCCAGUCUCCACAGCUCCAGCUACCACUGCUCCUGUCUCAACUGUCACAGCAUCAAUCGCACAGACUAUUGCCGCGACAGGCAUCACAACAUCACAGCCCACUUCAAUCGCGAGUACCAUCGUUACCUCAACUGGAAUCACCAUCGCCACCGCCACCACUGCUACCACUGCCACGACAACCACACCAACUCCGGCUACAGCUUCUACCAUCAUCGCUACAGUUAGUGCUGCCACUACCUCAACACCAUUGACAACCUCAAGCGCUGGAACAGUCACCGGAAUCACCACUUCGCAGCCAACUACCAUUGCUGCUACAGUGGCGACCACUGCUGUGACCACCUCGCUCCCAACAUCGGCAACAGCAUCAAUUGCCCAGACUGUGGCCGCGACAGGCAUCACUACAACUGUUCCAGCAACCACUGCUCCAGCCACCACUGCUCCAGCCACCACUGCUCCAGCCACCACUGCUCCAGCUACAACUGCUCCAGCCACCACUGCUCCAGCAACAACUGCUCCAGCUACCACUGCUCCAGCAACCACUGCUCCAGCCACCACUGCUCCAGCCACAACUGCUCCAGCAACAACUGCUCCAGCUACAACUGCUCCAGCUACAACUGCUCCAGCUACCACUGCUCCAGCUACAACUGCUCCAGCUACAACUGCUCCAGCAACAACUGCUCCAGCUACAACUGCAACAACUGCUCCAGCUACAACUGCUCCAGCUACCACUGCUCCAGCUACAACUGCUCCAGCUACAACUGCCACAACUGCUCCAGCUACCACUGCUCCAGCAACAACUGCUCCAGCUACAACUGCAACAACUGCUCCAGCCACAACUGCUCCAGCAACAACUGCCACAACUGCUCCAGCAACAACUGCUCCAGCCACCACUGCUCCAGCAACAACUGCUCCAGCAACAACUUCUCCAGCUACCACUGCUCCAGCUACCACUGCUCCAGCAACAACUGCUCCAGCCACAACUGCUCCAGCCACCACUGCUCCAGCUACCACUGCUCCAGUCACAACUGCUCCAGCCACAACUGCCACAACUGCUCCAGCCACCACUGCUCCAGCUACAACUGCUCCAGCUACAACUGCUCCAGCCACAACUGCUCCAGCUACAACUGCUUCAGCAACAACUGCUCCAGCUACAACUGCCACAACUGCUCCAGCUACAACUGCUUCGGCAACAACUGCUCCAGCUACCACUGCUCCAGCUACAACUGCCACAACUGCUCCAGCUACAACAGCUCCAGCUACCACUGCUCCAGCCACCACUGCUCCAGCCACAACUGCUCCAGCUACCACUGCUCCAGCAACAACUGCUCCAGCCACAACUGCUCCAGCCACAACUGCUCCAGCUACCACUGCUCCAGCCACAACUGCUCCAGCAACAACUGGUCCAGCAACCACUGCUCCAGCAACAACUGCUACCACCACCGCCACCCCAGCCACUACCUCAACUACUAUCCCAUUGCCAAGAUUCAAUGUUGAGGUCUUCAUCGACCGCAACCAUAAUGGUGCCAAGGACGCUGGUGAACAGCCCGCUUCGGACUUUAUUGGCAACAUCACCAUGAAGGAUGGCACCCUCGUUCAAUCAAUCGAUUUGAAGAAUAUCGAUGGAUCAUGGAGCACCAGCCUAGCGCCUGGCGACUACUGUGUGACACUCGAGCAUUCGACCAAUGUCGGGAAGACUGGACCAGUUGGCGAUGACAACAAGUUCGUGAAUGGCAAAUACUGCUUCACUCAAGGAGCCGCUGGUACCGAUAUCAAGUAUGGUGUCAUUGGCAAGGCAAAGGUGGAGGUUGAGAUCUUCAUUGACCGCAACCAUAAUGGUGCCAAGGAUGCUGGUGAGCUACCCGCCUGGGGCUUUGUCGGCAACAUUACAAAGAAUGAUGGUACCCUCGUUCAAACGAUAGAUUUGACCAGCAACACUGGCAUUUGGAGCACCAACCUCGAACCAGGYGACUACUGCAUGACCCUCGCUCAUACCUUCAAUGGGUGGCAUACCGGACCAGUUGGCACUGACAACAAGUUCGUCGAUAACAAGUACUGCUUCACUCACAGUUUUUCCGAUACCAAGAUCUGGUAUGGUACUGUGUAA